Molecule: messenger RNA, 2913 nt
Organism: Hyla sarda
Lineage: Eukaryota; Metazoa; Chordata; Amphibia; Anura; Hylidae
Gene: SLAIN1
Product: SLAIN motif family member 1
Exons: 8
Coding region: 339-2102 (587 amino acids)
Biological process (GO): microtubule nucleation; positive regulation of microtubule polymerization; cytoplasmic microtubule organization
Cellular component (GO): microtubule plus-end
Source: RefSeq, a predicted model, not a curated record
GCUAGUGAUUGACCAGAUGAGCGGAGCCUCCCUCCCCACCUCUCCUCAGCUGUGAUGGACGUGGGGUGCUUGUGGGCUCCUCGCUAUCAGGCAGCAGUCCCCAGAGCCUGGCUUCUCUUUGUUCCCAUUGUGUGUCCCCCCCUCUCUGAGCGUUAGUGGGAGGGAGCCCGGCGCUCACAUCAAUAUUCCCAGCGCUGACAGGAGGCGCAUCCACUCGGAGCGGAGGAGGAUGCAGCCUGAGCUGAAGUGCAGCAGCCAUCAGUGUCCCUGACUGAGGAGCCGGACCCGCUGCCCUGCGCCGCCGCCGCCCACCUCCGACCCAGUGUGCAGGCUGUGCCAUGGCGGAGGUGAAGUGCGGUACCGCAGCGGGCGCUCCCGCCUCCACUAACGGGAUGGUGGUGAACGCAGAGCUGGAGGUGAAGAAGCUGCAGGAGCUGGUCAGGAAGCUGGAGAAGCAGAACGAGCAGCUGAGGAACCGGGCGAGCGCCGUCAGUAACUGCACUGCCAGCCCGCACCUGCUGCUGCCACCGCCGCCCGCAAUGCAUCAGCCGGGGGCAUGCCUGGCACGGCCCGCUGGACUCUGCCUGCCCAGCCCGGUGCCCACUCUGCUAUGCACCUCCUCUAUCGGGGGAAGCCUGUACCCUCCGGAUAAUCUAGGCUAUUACAGUGCCAGACCACAACUGUCAUGUCUGAGUGCCACCGAGGGGCCACUGCCUGAUACCGGUGCCACCCUCCUGGAUGAGGUGGAGGUACUGGACCUGGAAGAUGGGUAUUGUAGUGAAGAGGAAGACACCUGGCUUUAUGUGUCCCCUUCUAAGAAGCAAACACUGUUUGAGUCUACUCUUAGUCCACUGAAAUGGUGUAGGCAAGUUCUGGAUCAUCCAAGUCCUGAAAUAGAAGCAGCAAAGAGAUCACUUUGCUUCCGACUGGAACAAGCUGGUCGCUGGAGGAGUCUCUUUUCUACUCCCGUUUCCUCUUUCCCAUAUAGUCCAGUUGCGAGACUCACUCCAUUUUGCAACGGCUUAAAUUCUCCCAGCAUCCUUAAAACCCCAACUAAAGCAAUACUAACACCAGAAAAGACAGGUUACAAUAUGAAGACUUCACCCUUGAGUCCACAGUCUUCUGUAGAUAGUGAACUUAGCACAUCUGAGCUGGAAGAUGACUCAAUUUCCAUGGGUUACAAACUACAGGACCUCACUGAUGUCCAGAUCAUGGCACGAUUACAAGAAGAAAGCCUAAGGCAAGAUUUUGCAUCUACCUCCACUUGUAGUUCAGUAACAAGACAUCGCUCAAGCCUUUCUCUGUAUUCUGGAAAGAAAAUAUCAUGUGCCAGUAGUGAUCAGGAAUCAGACCGUUACAGUGUGGAUGAUGAAGAUGAAGAGUUUGACCUAUUGCCACCACCUCAACCAAGACUCAGCCGUUGCUCCCCCCUCCAACGAGGAAUCCCUCAUUCGCAAACUUUCUCUAGUAUUCGGGAUUGCAGAAGAAGUCCCAGUUCUCAAUACCUGAAUUCUAAUGGAUAUCAGCAAUACAGUGUUUCUUCACAACCUCAGACUCCAGAGCAACCCCAAAAUAGAACAAGUGCAGAUAAAUUGCGUAGAAGUAUGCCAAAUCUGGCCCGAAUGCCCAGCACACCAACAACAACCACUGUGGUUUCUCCACUUACGGUGCGCAACAGCCAAAGUUUUGAUUCUAAUCUACAUAGUGUUGCAAAUGGAUUAUCCAGAUUGCAGUCUAGUAUACCUUCACCAGGUCAGCUUCAGCAAAGGGUGCAUAGUGUGGGCAAUUUUCCAGUGUCCGUCAGGCCACCUCUGAAAGCUACAGCCUACGUCAGCCCAACUAUACAAGGCAAUAGUGGCAUUCCUCAGUCAACUAGUCUACAAUCUUUAUCAAGUUCUGGGAUACCGAUGCCAAACAAGACUACAAGUUCAUUGCCUAUAGCAAGAAGUGGUCUACCAAGACCAGCUUUGUCUAGUGUUGGUGCAAGUAGUAUACCACGGAGUAAAAUUGCUACUCCACCACGCAGCUUUAUUCAACCUCCGAAGACCCUUUCAUCACUGAGUACUCUUCGUGAUGGAAACUGGAGAGAUGGAUGCUACUGAGCUGUUAUGAAUAAUGAUUUUAUGGAUAAUGUGUUUCCCAGCUGGCUGGGAACAAGACAUUUUAAUAUUUGAAACAUAUGUGUUUUGUGGGCGUGCUAUCAAAGACAACGUAACUCCUUAAUGUUUGCUGUGGACUCAUAUAUACUUUUCACAAUGAUAACUGUAUUGUUUAACAACAUGUAUAAUGUAUAGAACGUAUGCAAAAUGCAUCAGCAAAUAUUGAUUCACAUACAAACUUUUUUCUUUUCUAACUUUUUUUUUUCUUUUUUAACUUUUUUUUUUUUUUUUGUAUUUUUAACUUACCAAUGCACUUAACCUGUUUUUGUACAACGAAGUAAGCACUGCAAUACUGGUUACUACAGUCUGUGGGGAUUAUGUGUAUUUAAUGAAAAAUGAAAAUGUCACAUUGAAUGAUCAUACACCUUUCAAGACGCUGAUUCACGUUUGUGCCAUAAAAUAUUGUUAACACAUUUUGUUGCAAAGCACAGUCAAGAAGAGGAGUCACUAUAACAUUCUACAAACCACCUUAACUAUGUUGUUUCUUUUUUAUGUCUCAUGUUAAUUUAUUAUUAUUUAAUUAUUUUUGAUUAAUAUUGAAAAUGCUCUGCAGCUCUACUGCAACAGGGAUUGGGUUUUUCUUAUGUACACAACAACUUAUGGUCAAAAUACUGAAAAAUCAAAGGUCUCAAUGGACAUAAAACUUUUGAUAGACGUUUUACAAAAUUAAAUUGCACUAAUGCUUUAAUAAGACAGUAUAUGAUUUCAUACCGAUGACAUCUGUGUACUGCAGUUUUGGAAUGUUUCAAUAAUA